UGCGCAGCGGAGCAUGUGUUCAGCCAGAGUGGCUGUGGUUCUCAGGCCCUACGCCGGAAUGCGGGAGACCCCGACCAUGGCUGUUCCAGAGAGGCAUGUCAUAAAGGUUCUGUUUAUCUCCCCGGAAGCUGAAACACUUUCCUAACUGGCUGGAUUUGCUGGUUUCUCGGAGAGGGUCUACUGCUCCCCGCCCUCUCCCCCGAAAAAUUAUCCCGCCUCCCGAGUCUGUGACUCAUCACCAGCAGCCAUGAACGGGCUUUCGGUCAGCGAACUCUGUUGUCUCUUCUGUUGCCCGCCCUGCCCCGGCCGGAUCGCUGCCAAGUUAGCUUUCUUGCCGCCGGAGCCCACCUACGCAGUGGUCCCGGAACCGGAACCGUCCGGCAGUUCCAGCAGCAGCUCCCUGCGGAGUAGCGCCAUGACCCGAUGGAAGCUCCACUUAACGGACCGGGCAGAUUUUCAGUAUAACCAGCGGGAUCUGGACACCAUUGAGGUGUUCCUGACCAAGAGCAACCGCGGGAACCGGGUCAGCUGCAUGUACGUCCGCUGUGUCCCUGGUGCCAGGUUCACGGUUCUGUUCUCCCAUGGCAACGCCGUCGACUUGGGCCAGAUGUGCAGCUUCUACAUCAGCCUGGGGACCCGCAUCAGCUGCAACAUCUUCUCCUACGACUACUCCGGAUAUGGGGUCAGCACGGGGAAGCCCUCGGAGAAGAACCUCUAUGCCGACGUCGACGCAGCCUGGCAAGCCCUCCGCACCCGAUAUGGGAUCAGCCCGGAGAACAUCAUCCUGUACGGGCAGAGCAUUGGUACCGUGCCCACGGUGGACCUUGCCUCUCGCUACGAGUGCGCCGCCGUCAUCUUGCAUUCGCCCCUGACCUCCGGCAUGCGUGUCGCCUUCCCGGAAACCAAGAAGACAUAUUGCUUUGAUGCUUUCCCGAACAUCGACAAAGUGUCCCGCAUCACGUCCCCCGUCCUCUUCAUCCACGGCACGGAAGACGAGGUGAUCGACUUCUCGCACGGCCUGGCCCUCUACGAGCGCUGCCCCAAAGCCGUCGAGCCGCUGUGGGUGGAAGGGGCCGGGCACAACGAUAUCGAACUCUACAGCCAGUACCUGGAACGCCUCCGCAAGUUCAUUUCCCAAGAUCUGGCUGGCCAGCAUAACUGAGACCCUCGUUGGCGCCCCUUCCCUCUGGUGUCCACCCCCGUGCUCUUCGGCGGGGAAGCAGGGGGACGUCUGCGACUCCGAAAAGCAGGACGUCGCCCGCGCCGCAAGUUCCACAUGCCUCCCGUCAAAGCGGGACCGGCCCCUGGGCCCUUUGAGACGGGCUCGUUGUCUGUGCGGACCCCGGGUCUCCACCAGCGGUGUCUUGUCGUCAGACGACGGCCCCAGCGAUUCUUCGCUCCACGACGCCAUCUUUGACGACAACAUCUCUCUCUGUGAAAACGCGCCGAGUGUGGGGGCCCUCCGUUCACCCCCCGUCCCUUGGCUUCAGACUGCAAGAGACUGGCUUCCUGCCGACAUUUCUUUUGUUCUUCUUUAUUUUUUUUUAAAUUACCAUGUCCGCUGGGACUGCACUGUGUUUUUGGCCCCCGCGACACCAUCCCGUUCGAAACUCUCGAUUCCCCCCUGCGCCAAGCGAUAGCAAUAAGCCAUUGGGGGUGGGAGAGGAGAGGGGAGGGUCUGGGUGGCCCCGAUGCUGCCUCCUGGGAACGCGAUGCCUUGCAUGACGGGCAUCCUCGGGCAUCCAGGACACACACACACCCCCCCCAAGCAGGGGAGGAAAACUAAGUCUAAGCUCCCUGGAGAGGGCGGGAACAGUGGUAGAGGAGCCGGAUUAGAGACAAGUCGCCGUCUGGACCCUGCCGCAGCAACCGAGCCACUGAUCCACAGAAGCCAGCACUGAACAGGGGUGGGUGGGGGCCGCGGGGGAACACCAGACACGGGGGAACGGAUCCAGUUGCCACCUCCUGGAUUCCCCCGUUUUAGCCCCUCCCACACACACACUCUGUCCAAAAGCUCCCCCCAUGUUCGGGUCAUGCUUCCCUUGAUUCCAGGUAUGCAGACGGAGGGGUAUGAAGCCUCCGACCCAUUCAUUUUGGAAACUACAUGGAAUAAAACGUUUUAAAGGUCUGGACUGCUUU
Molecule: messenger RNA, 2139 nt
Organism: Gekko japonicus
Lineage: Eukaryota; Metazoa; Chordata; Lepidosauria; Squamata; Gekkonidae
Gene: ABHD17A
Product: abhydrolase domain containing 17A
Exons: 4
Coding region: 248-1162 (304 amino acids)
Biological process (GO): protein depalmitoylation
Cellular component (GO): plasma membrane; endosome membrane
Molecular function (GO): palmitoyl-(protein) hydrolase activity
Source: RefSeq, a predicted model, not a curated record